CACAGCUACAGCAGCAGGCAAUAGCUGUGCCUCACUCCGCUCGCCAUCACACCACUGCGAGACAGCGCAGCACAGGCUGCCGCCCCGGGAGAAUCCAAGGCGACGCAGGCAGGAGCCCCUCGUCGCCGGCGUCCAUGGGCGGCGCCGCGGGCGAGGCCAUGAGGGCCGGGGUUGUGGUGGCGGCGGUGGUGGUCUUUUUGGCUGUGGCUUCGGGUGCGGAGGGAGCGCUGCCGAGGUUCGCGGAGGCGCCGGAGUAUCGGAACGGGGAAGGCUGCCCCGCGGCGGCGGCCGGGGUGUGCGACCCAGGGCUGGUGCACAUCGCCAUGACGCUGGACGCGCACUACCUGCGGGGCUCCAUGGCGGCGGUGUACUCGCUGCUCAAGCACGCGUCCUGCCCGGAGUCCAUCUUCUUCCACUUCUUGGCCGCCGCGGCGGGCGGCGGCGGCGCGGAGGGGGAGGAAUCGGAGCUGCUGCGGCGCGCGGUGGCGGCGUCGUUCCCGUCGCUGCGGUUCGAGAUCUACCCGUUCCGCGCCGAGGCCGUGGCUGGGCUCAUCUCGGCGUCCGUGCGCGCCGCGCUGGAGGCGCCGCUCAACUACGCGCGGAAUCACCUGGCGGACCUGCUCCCGCGCUGCGUCCCGCGGGCGAUAUACCUUGACUCCGACGUGCUCGCCGCCGACGACGUGCGGCGGCUCUGGGAGACGCGCCUGCCCGCCGCCGCCGUGGUGGCUGCCCCCGAGUACUGCCACGCCAACUUCUCCCGCUACUUCACGCCGGCCUUCUGGUCCGACCCGGAGCUUGGCGCGCGCGUCUUCGCCUACCGCCGCCGCCCGCCCUGCUACUUCAAUACCGGCGUAAUGGUCAUCGACCUCCGCCGCUGGCGCGCCGGCAACUACCGCCAACGCAUCGAGCGCUGGAUGGAGAUCCAGAAGGAGAAGCGCAUCUAUGAGCUGGGCUCCCUGCCCCCGUUCUUGCUCGUCUUCGCCGGCGAGGUGGAAGCCGUCGACCACCGCUGGAACCAGCACGGCCUCGGCGGUGACAACGUGCACGGCAGCUGCCGCCCGCUCCACGACGGGCCCGUCAGCCUCAUGCACUGGUCAGGCAAGGGCAAGCCCUGGGACCGCCUCGACGCCGGCAGGCCGUGCCCGCUCGACUACACGUGGAAGUCAUACGAUCUCUACGUCCCCGGUGACGGCGGCGCCGCUGCCUCGCUGGCGUCCGGACCGGCAUUGUCCUUUGCAUUGCCCGCAUCCGUGUUUUCUUGGUAGAGGGGAGCAUGUAGUUCCAUAGGCUCCAUUGAGUGGUUCUUGGCAAUUGCAAUGUGCUCCAUUGCAUUGCAUUGCUGCUGCUAUUGCCGCCGCCUCUGUGAGCUAGCUGCCGCUAGUGGUGGGCUGUACAGGGCGAUGAAGGGAGCGGCGGUGGCGAUGGCAGCGCAACGAGAAGAGGGAUGAGUUGAUAGAGAAAGGGCGCUCUUGUUCUUUUGUGUAGAAUUCAGAUUGGUUAUUUGGUGGAUUUUGAUUCUUUU
This is a messenger RNA of Phragmites australis (common reed), 1522 nucleotides long. RefSeq names its product probable galacturonosyltransferase-like 9. The record is from RefSeq and is a predicted model, not a curated record. Lineage: Eukaryota; Viridiplantae; Streptophyta; Magnoliopsida; Poales; Poaceae. The transcript has a single exon. Gene Ontology annotation, cellular component: Golgi apparatus. Bases 135 to 1265 code for a protein of 376 amino acids. Gene Ontology annotation, molecular function: glycosyltransferase activity.